This is a messenger RNA of Manihot esculenta (cassava), 444 nucleotides long. RefSeq lists its product as uncharacterized. The coding region runs from base 1 to 330 and encodes 109 amino acids. NCBI's taxonomy places the organism in Eukaryota, Viridiplantae, Streptophyta, Magnoliopsida, Malpighiales, Euphorbiaceae. The record is from RefSeq and is a predicted model, not a curated record. The transcript has a single exon.
AUGUUCUUCUUCUUCGUUGGGGGAGUGGAGCAGCAGGUGCGCCAGGUCCUCAAAUCAGGUGUCGGCAGGUGCAUUAACUGCGGCUCCAUGGCUGAUCUAGUGGAAUACGACAAGGUUCUCAAGCUCUUCUUUGUUCCUGUGUGGAAAUGGCCAGCCAAAGACCCCGCUGUGUAUUGUAACAACUGCAGUCUCAUGUUCCCUCGAUCCUUUUCUCUCCCACCUCCAAAUACUGGUCCACCAGCCAUUCCGGAGAGCUUGCGGUGCCGCUUUUGUGACCGGGUUGCGGAGCCCGAGUUCAGGUUCUGUCCUUUUUGCGGGUCUUCUCUGUAAUUGAGUUUUGGGUUUAGGAAGAUUGGACUUUGGAUUUGUAAUAACAGUGCUUGCUUUAACUGUAAUCAAGCUAUGUACAUUUCAAUACAACUUACUGAGAAUUUCAUGUGUUAA